CCUCCGAUUGCAAUCCACAAACGCAACGCAACGCAACGUCACCCGAGGAGCCCACCCACCCCUCUCUCGCGCGUCCGUCCGUCUUCGCUACGUAAACCCUACUCGCCGGCGAGAGAGAAGAGGAUCGGAAGGCCCAUCCAUCGCCGACGACAAUGGCGUCCCGCGUCAAGUUUGAGAACUCGUGCGAGGUGGGCGUCUUCGCGAGGCUCACCAACGCCUACUGCCUCGUCCCCGCCGGCGCCGCCUCCCAGGGCUUCUACAGUGUGCUCGAGGGCGAGCUCGCCGGCGCCGUCCCCGUGGUCAGGACCUCCGUCGCCGGCACCAGGAUCGUCGGGAGGCUCUGCGUCGGCAACAAGAGAGGGCUGCUGCUUCCCCAUACCGCCACCGACCAAGAGAUCCAGCACCUGAGGAACAGCCUGCCCGAUGAAGUGGUGGUCAAGUGCGUGGACGAGCGCCUUUCCGCCCUGGGAAACUGCAUUGCCUGCAACGACCAUGUCGCUCUCACACACCCUGACCUCGACAAGGAAACUGAAGAAGUCAUCUCAGACGUUCUCGGUGUAGAGGUGUUCAGGCAAACGAUUGCAGGGAACAUCCUGGUUGGGAGCUACUGCACCUUCACCAACAAAGGAGGACUGGUUCACCCGCAGACGUCGGUAGAGGACCUGGACGAGCUGUCGACGCUGCUGCAGGUGCCCAUGGUCGCCGGCACCGUCAACAGGGGCAGCGAGGUCGUCUCCGCCGGCAUGGCCGUCAAUGACUGGACGGCCUUCUGCGGCUCCGACACCACGGCGACCGAGGUGUCGGUGGUCGAGAGCGUCUUCAGGCUCAGGGACCCCCGCGCAGGGGCGCUGGGCUCGGUUCAGGAUUUCUUUACGAGUGGAGCUGGGCUUUUGCCGGAGCCAAGACAAAAAACAAGGCUCUGCUGAGUUUUGCUACUGGAGAGAGUGGAGACCAAUCGCUUCGCUUUGGCCAGUUUUGCCUGCAGCUGCAUUGCCGUACCAUUGAGUACUAGCAUUUGUAUCGUGAAAACUGAAAACUUACUAUCAAAAGACACUAUUUAGUAAAAUGUUUUUUUUCUUUCCUA
Messenger RNA from Sorghum bicolor (sorghum), 1084 nucleotides. Its product is annotated as eukaryotic translation initiation factor 6-2. Gene Ontology annotation, cellular component: nucleolus; preribosome, large subunit precursor; cytosol. The record is from RefSeq and is a predicted model, not a curated record. Gene Ontology annotation, biological process: maturation of 5.8S rRNA; cytosolic ribosome assembly; assembly of large subunit precursor of preribosome. The transcript is spliced from 6 exons. NCBI's taxonomy places the organism in Eukaryota, Viridiplantae, Streptophyta, Magnoliopsida, Poales, Poaceae. Gene Ontology annotation, molecular function: ribosomal large subunit binding. The coding region runs from base 153 to 926 and encodes 257 amino acids.